AUGGUUGUCGCUCAGUCCAUGAACGAGAUUACUGAUGAAAUGUUAAGAGUCGGACAUACCAUUGACGACAUGCUGCUUCAUUGCUCCAUCAACUCAAGACGUUGUAAUUCGAGUGACUUUGUGCAUUUCAAGAGCAGCCAGUUUGGAAACUGUUACACAAUGCAGUCCAAUAGGUUUGUUGCCACUGUACCAGGGCCAGCCUAUGGUCUGACACUGAUGUUGAACCUAGACAGUAAUGAAUACAUCAGUCCGUACAGCAGUGGUUAUGGACUGAAGCUGUUGGUACAUGAGCAGGGGACAUAUCCAUUUAUAGAAGAACAAGGAGUGACCUUAGCACCUGACUGGACAUUCAUCAGUCUUAAGCAGAAAAAGAUAAAACGACGGGAGUAUCCACAAGGAAAUUGUGGCAAGUACCUAGAAUACAAGACCAAGUAUGGAAUAGAGUACAGCAGAAUGGCGUGUGAGCAAAUUUGUCUUAUCACGCUAACCAAAGAUAUAUGUGGCUGUGUAACAGGAUUCGUGUCUAUUGACAAAUCUAUUGUCACCAACUCCACAGCAACGUGUAAAGAGAAUUAUGUUAUAUGCUCGUUAAUGGUACUGGAAGCUCAAGUGAGGGGAAGCUUACCAUGUCCAUGCACAAAUCCAUGCAGCGAGCUCCACUUCUCCACCACUGUGUCAAGUCUUAGCUGGCCACAUGAAGAGUACUUGAAACGUGAAUUGAUACCUCUGAUGUGCAUGAAGGGUCGGGAUUUGAAAAUCAAGGAAGCAACAGGUUACAACUGCAGUGAAAUUCGAGCAUCCAAUGGCGACUUACCGCUUAACAUGAACAAACUUCUGGGCAACUUCUUGAAACUAGACUUGUACUUCAAGGAAUUGAGCUAUGAGCAUAUUGAAGAGUUAUCUGCAUAUGAUAGCGUACAGUUUCUGUCCGAUAUAGGUGGUACGGUUGGACUGUUUGUAGGCGCAUCUGUCCUUAGUGGAGUGGAACUGAUCCAGCUUCUAGUGGAAUGCUGUCGGUAUAUCUUGUUCAGACUCCGCAACAAGCGAUGAUUUUUUU
Molecule: messenger RNA, 1057 nt
Organism: Ylistrum balloti
Lineage: Eukaryota; Metazoa; Mollusca; Bivalvia; Pectinida; Pectinidae
Product: degenerin unc-8-like
Exons: 11
Coding region: 1-1050 (349 amino acids)
Biological process (GO): sodium ion transmembrane transport
Cellular component (GO): membrane
Molecular function (GO): ligand-gated sodium channel activity
Source: RefSeq, a predicted model, not a curated record